UGGGUAACGUUGGUAACGUUCUUUCCGAGAAGAAGUGGGCGAUUCCGUUGUGUUGUGAUUGACUCGAGAUGCGACAUAAUUCAUAACUUCAUAUAAGUGGGUUAUUUAUGGUGCUUCUAAGAUUUAUGCGAACCUCUUUUUUUAUGAUUUAAUGAGACAUUCUUUCAACCUCUGCAAAUCUGUGCGGUAUUGUAAUUCUGUAAAUCGUCGCAGGGAGAAGCUAAGAAGAACGGUUGUGGAAUUUGAAACAGUGCGGAUAAAUUUAAAUACAGCGGACCCAACGGGAAAUGGAAACUUCCGACGGUAAAAACUCGUGUCCGGCUGGCUACGAGCGCAUGAAGUGCUCGUGCGCCGACGCGGCGGGCUCGUGCGCGUCCUACGAGCGCCUGCCCGCCGUCCCGUCCACGGGCUCCGGCUCCGCCUCCACCUCGGCCUCCACCUCGGCGUCCGUCCUCGACGACGGCUUCGCCUUCGAAGCCGCUCUCGGCUGCGCGCCGCGCGACGACCUCGACAAGCGACGCCUCCACGAGAAGGAGGUGAGCCACCGCCGCGAGCGCCGCCUCAGCCGCUCGCCGCAUCGCCGCCCUGCCCACGCCCCGCCCCCCGCCCCCGCCCCCCGGCCCCCGCCGCCCCCGCCCUCGCCUCGCCCUCGCCGCUCGCCCGCCUUGCCCCAGCCCUCGCCCCCGCCUCGGCCCCGCCCUCGCCCGUCCCGCCCGCCCCCGCCCCCGCCUCGCCGCUCCGCCCUCGGCCCUCGCCCGCCGCCCUCGCUCGCCUCGCCCUCGCCCUCGCCCUCUCCCGCCCUCUCGCCUCGCCGUGCCCUCGGCCUCGCCCCGCCCCGCCCCGCCCUCGCCCGCCCCCCGACCCGCCCGCCCGCCCCGCCCCGCCCCGCCCCCGCCUCGCCCCCGCCUCGCCCUCGCCCUCGCCCUCGCCCUCGCCCUCCGCCCUCGCCUCGCCCUGCGCCCCGCCCUCGCCCUCCGCCCCCGCCCUCGCCCGCCCUCGCCCCGCCCUGCCGCCCCUCGCCCGCCCCGCCCCCGGCCCUCGCCCGCCCUUCGCCCCCUCCUGCCCCGCGACCACCUUAUCCCCAUGGCCGCUGUCGUGGCCCCUGCGUCCAUCACCCUUACGCGUGA
This is a messenger RNA of Gryllus bimaculatus (two-spotted cricket), 1127 nucleotides long. NCBI's taxonomy places the organism in Eukaryota, Metazoa, Arthropoda, Insecta, Orthoptera, Gryllidae. The record is from the annotation of a GenBank genome assembly.